This is a messenger RNA of Euleptes europaea (tarantolino), 2523 nucleotides long. RefSeq names its product protein phosphatase 1 regulatory subunit 3F (gene PPP1R3F). Gene Ontology annotation, molecular function: glycogen binding; protein phosphatase 1 binding. The transcript has 7 exons. Lineage: Eukaryota; Metazoa; Chordata; Lepidosauria; Squamata; Sphaerodactylidae. Gene Ontology annotation, biological process: regulation of glycogen biosynthetic process. Bases 1 to 2523 code for a protein of 840 amino acids. Gene Ontology annotation, cellular component: protein phosphatase type 1 complex. The record is from RefSeq and is a predicted model, not a curated record.
AUGAGACACCCCAGCCCCCUCACCUCAGGGUGUUUUGGUGGCCUCAUCCUGCUGACCCCGUCUCCCACGGCUGGUCCGAUCACUCGGCAGGAGAAAAAAGGACCAGAGAAACACCAGGGCUUGCAAAGAGUGGCCCUGACGUUGCCCUUGUCGCCCCCAGCCCAUGCUUGCAAAGGGCCUGCAUCAGUUGACUGUCAUAGGAACUGGAUGCAGGGAUCCAGCGAGGAGAAAAAAGGACCAGAGAAACACCAGGGCUUGCAAAGAGCCUCCCCACGUUGUCCUCCGUUGUCCUUGUCGCCCCCAGCCCAUGCUUGCAAAGGGCCUGCAUCAGUUGACUGUCAUAGGAACUGGAUGCAGGGAUCCAGCGAGGAGGAGGAGGAGGAGGAAGAGGAGCCGCCCCCGUCGCGGGCCUUGGUCCCCCGCUCCUCCCCGGUGCCCCGGCCCCAGCCCCCGCCCGACCCCGGCGGCUCCUGGGACGAGGAGAGCGCCGAGGCCCCGCCGCCGCUCACCAGGCCGCGCUCCCGGCAUGCCCCGCGGGGUGGCCAAGGGCCGCCCUCCCAGAAUGCCCCGGGGCAACCAGAGUCGUGCUCCCCUGAGGCGGCGGCGGCGGGGCCUUCCCAGCAUGCCCCGGGGCGGCACGUGCUCUUCGCCGACGCCCUGGGCCUGCCCCUGGCCCGCUGGCGGCGCUACCAGCCCUGGCCGCCCCCCUCGCCCGAGUCGCCCCCCGAGGUGGCCCUGGCCGCCCCGACGCCCCCCGGGCCGGUCCCGUACCUGCUGCCCUCCUUCGUGUUGGCCCCGGCGGGGCAAGGGGAGGCCGAGAGGCUGGAGCGGCUGCGGCGGGCCAAGGUGGAGCUGGAGGAGGUGCUGCCCCCCGAGCCCGGGGGCCCGCGGGCACUGCGGGGCACCGUGCGGGUGCUCAACGUCUCCUACCGCAAGGCGGUCCACGUGCGGGCCAGCCGGGACCGGUGGAAGAGCCACCGGGACUACCCGGCCCUCUACGUCCCCGGGGGCUCGCCGGACGGGGGGCUGACCGACCGCUUCGCCUUCCGCCUGGACUUUGGCGAGGAGGAGGAGGAGGACGACGAGGAGGAGGAGGAAGGGGGAGCCCGGCUGGAUUUCGUGGUGCGCUACCAGACGGACGAGGGCGUCUACUGGGCCAACAACCAGGGCCGGAAUUACAGCGUGGUGCUCAAGGGGGCCGCGCCACCCCUGGGUCAACCCAAGAGGCUGGGCAGAGAAGGGGCACUGCGCCGGCUCAAGAGCUGUAUGAGGCCUAUCAAAAUCAGGUCGAAUGGGAACGAGCUGCGGGUCGAAGACAUAGCACCGCCCACUUUUCCGGAAGAAGGGAACGCUGAAAAGGAUCUGACCAAUGAGCCCCCAAAUUUCCCUGCCUUUCAGCCCCCUCCUCUUAUGACCCAGAUUCCAGAGCUCAUGAUCACCACCCACUCCCCGGAGAAGAAAGACCCUUCGAGAGACCGUCCUGUGGAUUUCACUGACUCCCCGCAGCGUCUUGCCAUGAAGGUCCAUCCCGCCUCCCGCGAGGAGCUGCAAGUGCCGGGUGGCUUGUCACUGGGGAACGACGCCCAUCCCUCGGCACCGUGGGACUUGUCCGAGUUCGGCAAGCGCGACUUCACCACCGAGGGCUCCUUCAUGGAGGAGUGCUCGGAUGAGCAGUUGAGGAGGUACCAAGAGCUGCCCCAUCGCUUGGAGGAGGAUGCCAUCGACCGGGAGCUAGAGCAGCUUUACCUGUCGCACCUGAGCCGGCUUCGAGCGGAGGAGCUGGGCGAGAGAGGCGGCUGGUCCGAGGAGGGCUUGGAGAAUCCCGACAGCCCCGCACCCUCCCUCAUCGCCUUGCGGCAGAGCGUCUUGACCGACCGCGAUCUGAUAGUCAACUGGGCCGGCCCGGAGAGAGCGCUGAACAGUUCCCUGGCGGAGGAGAUCACGUUGCACUACGCUAAGCAGCGGGGCGACGACUCCCGGGACAGCGAGGAGGAGGGAUUCGCACCUAGAUACACAACCCUGGCUCCGCCUGAGCUGGCCGGACAGGGCCGCGAGAGCCCCCCAGUUUUGCUGGAAGGCUGCUUUCUCAACCACUUGGAAGAGGGGAGCGUCCAACCGAGUCCCACCAAGGACUCCGACGCCUUCGUCAGCUUGAGAGGAGUGCUGCCCAAUGUCCUGCGGCCCAUGGUUCAGGAUGCCACGGUGAUGCCCCUGGUGGUCCCCGCCCGGACUCUGACGCCCUUCCCAAACCGUCCCCCGGACCUGCUCUCCAGCCCUCUCGGGGCCCACGGACAGAGCAAGACCCAGGGCUUCUUGAUAGGGCAAGGCAGCCUCUGGCUAGGGGAAGGGAAUAAUGUCGUCAAGGCCCAUGAAACCCAUUCCAACUCUCACAGCGAACUCGAAAGGAUCUUGACUCGCUCCCUACGGUUCCUCGGCCUCUUUGUCUUCCUCCCGGUGGUCUUCAGCAGCUGCAUGCCGUUGGUGGCUGUCACCCUUUACCUUCUCCUGGAUUGGUUCUCAUAG